UUUUAUUACAUAUUUAAAAAAUGAUAUAUACAAAUAUCCUUGCUCUAAAUUUGCCAUAAACAGUUAAACUACAUCCUACACCAUAAUUGACUACGUUGCCCCUUAAAUUACCUCGAAUUCAUACUUCAACAUUAUCAACCAUAUUAUAUAUGGAACUCUUUUUACUCUCCCGCUCAUUAUAAGGUGCAGAAUAGAAUACAACGAAAAAUAAUGAGAAUGUUAAUGCACUUGCUUUUUGUGAUGCUUGGGGUUGUAACUAGUGGGCUUCUGGUUCAAACCCAGUUACAAUCAGGAUUCAUUAGCAUAGAUUGUGGGCUACCCGAAGGAAAGGACUAUACUGAGAAGAGCACAGGAAUUAAUUACAUUUCAGAUACUAAUUUCAUUGAUUCAGGUGUGAGCAAAAUGGUAUCGAAUGAAGAUAAGAUUACUCACCAACAACAGUUUAGUUACCUGAGGAGCUUUCCCAACGGUAUGAGAAACUGUUACAAAAUUAGUGUGAUAAGUGGCACUAAAUAUUUAAUCAGAGCAAGUUUUCUGUAUGGAAACUAUGACGGUCUAAAUGAGCUUCCACAAUUUGAUAUUCAUCUCGGGUCUAAUUUGUGGGACACAGUGAAACUAACCAAUGCAUCACAGAGCAGUUACAGAGAACUGAUGCACACUCCCACACUGAAUUAUGUACACAUCUGUCUAGUUAACACUGGCAACGGGAUUCCUUUUAUUUCUGCCAUAGAGUUCAGGAAUAUGGACUUUAACAAUGUUUAUAAAACUUCCGGAGCUACAACAUUGGCUCGUUUGGUUGGUUUAGAUUUUGGUUCAUUCACCAACCUAACAUACAGGUACAUGGAUGAUUUUCAUGAUCGUUUAUGGGAGCCUUAUUCCAACGACCAGUGGACACAACUACACAACCCUAUUAGCAAUGAUCUACCUUCCAACGAAUAUGAACUGCCAAAUUCAGUAAUCUGGACUGCUGCUACACCAAGAAAUGCUAAUGGUGUCUCCUUAGAUUUCUACUUUGAUACACUUAAUGUAACUACACAGCAACAGUGCUAUUUCUAUCUGCACUUUGCUGAGGUUCAAAAUCUGGCACCAAAUGAAACUAGAGAAUUCAACAUCACCCUUAAUGGAGAGUACUUUUAUAAUCUACUUCGACCCGGUCACUUUGUAAAUACCAUAUUUGAUCCAUCUCCAAAUAAUGUAUUCUAUAAGAAUAAUAACAUUUCUCUUGUUAAGACAGAAGCUUCUACCCUUCCACCCAUCAUCAAUGCUCUUGAGAUUUAUCAAGUUAAGGAUUUCUCACAAUUAGAAACUCAACAAGAUGAUGUUGAUGCUAUCACAAAUAUCAAGAAAGUUUACAGGGUGACCCAAAAUUGGCAAGGUGAUCCAUGCGCUCCUGUAGCAUACAUGUGGGAGGGUCUAAAUUGUAAUUUUAAUGGCACCCCAAGAAUCACAUCCUUGAAUUUAUCUUCAAGAGGACUCACUGGAUACAUAGCAGUUUAUAUCUCCAAGCUUAAUAAGUUAGAGUCCUUGGAUUUAUCAAAUAAUAGCUUAAUUGGGGAGAUACCUGUUUUUCUGGUAGAAAACCUGCCAUGGCUUAGAGUCCUAAACUUGCAGAAUAACAACCUCACAGGUCUAAUUCCAAAUGCACUUCUACAAAAGUCAAGUGAAGGUAUACUAUCACUUAGGUUGGGGCAAAAUCCAAAUCUAUGUGAAUCUGGUCCUUGUGACCAACAGACAAAAGAUAAAAGCAAGGAAAACAAUCCAGUUAUUUAUAUACUAGCAUCUGUUUCUGCAUUUUUGAUGCUCCUACUGGUAGUUCUUGCAGCAGUUAACAUCAUUCACAUUAAAAAGAGAGAGCUAAAAGAUGAUGUCUACAUUCAUAUGGAAUCUGGUGAUCCUUUGGAAUCCAAGCGCCGACAAUAUUCAUUCGAUGAAGUUGUUAACAUGACCAAUAACUUCGAAAAAGUCCUCGGUAAAGGUGGAUUUGGAACAGUUUACUAUGGCAUUAUUGAUAAUAUUCCAGUAGCUGUCAAGAUGCUUUUGCAAUCAUCAGUACAAGGAUAUCAGGAAUUUCUUGCAGAGGUUAAAUUUUUUAUGAGGGUUCACCACAGAAACCUGACUUCUCUGAUUGGAUACUGCAAUGAAGACGACAAGAUAGGGAUCAUCUAUGAAUAUAUGGCAAAUGGGAACCUCAAUGAACAUCUUUCAGGAAAAGCUACCCGGAAAAAAUUCUUAACUUGGGAGGACAGACUCCAAAUAGCAGUGGAUGUAGCCCAAGGAUUGGAAUAUCUGCAUAGUGGUUGCAAGCCACCUAUAAUCCACAGAGAUAUAAAAUGUACAAACAUUUUGUUAAAUGAAAACUUUCAAGCAAAAUUGGCGGAUUUAGGCCUCUCCAAAAGCUUCAUUUUCAGUGGAGACACACAUGUGUCCACUAUGGUUGCUGGAACUCCUGGCUACCUUGAUCCAGAGUACCAAACAUCAAAUAAAUUAACUGAAAAAAGUGAUGUGUAUAGUUUUGGAGUAGUUCUUUUGAAGAUAAUCACAGGUGAAGCAGCAGCAUCAUCAAAAGCACAUAACAAUGCUCACAUAAGUCAGUGGGUGGGUUCUGUGGUUGCUAGAGGGGACAUAGAACGUAUUGUAGACCCAAGCUUAGAAGGAGAUUUCGACAUUUAUUCUGCAUGGAAAGCAGUUGAAGUAGCAAUGGCAUGUGUCUCCAUUAGUUCUAAAGAAAGGCCGUACAUGAGAGAUGUUUUGGUGGAGCUAAAGGAGUGUUUGGCGGUGGAAUCAGCUCGGAAAAAUGUUGGCGCCAAAGAUUCAAAUGAGUUGGUUACCAUGAAUCCAGUUACUGAAAUUAGUCCCAUAGCUAGAUAGUUAAUAAAUAAUUCCUUCCUAAUCCUAGUGCUUAAAAUGAAAUACUCUAAGUUGUAUUGUGUUUCAUUUUCUUUUGUUUCCUUGUUUCUUUACUUUAACUAGAAUGAGACCCGC
Molecule: messenger RNA, 2982 nt
Organism: Arachis ipaensis
Lineage: Eukaryota; Viridiplantae; Streptophyta; Magnoliopsida; Fabales; Fabaceae
Product: putative LRR receptor-like serine/threonine-protein kinase At1g51880
Biological process (GO): protein phosphorylation
Molecular function (GO): protein kinase activity; protein binding; ATP binding
Source: RefSeq, a predicted model, not a curated record